Messenger RNA from Meloidogyne enterolobii, 177 nucleotides. Lineage: Eukaryota; Metazoa; Nematoda; Chromadorea; Rhabditida; Meloidogynidae. The record is from the annotation of a GenBank genome assembly.
AUGUCAUCGCAAAUUGAGCGUUUAAAUUGUGCCGUAAAAAAUUAUGCUUGGGGCAAGUUGGGUGAAAAUUCAGAAGUUGCCCGACUUUAUAUUGAAGGCCAUGAGGAUAAAGAAAUUAAUAGUGAUACUCCAUAUGCAGAGCUGUGGAUUGGAACACAUCCUGAUGGUCAGAAAUAA